Anopheles maculipalpis is the source of this 1374-nucleotide messenger RNA. Its product is annotated as CAAX prenyl protease 1 homolog. Gene Ontology annotation, biological process: CAAX-box protein processing. Gene Ontology annotation, cellular component: endoplasmic reticulum membrane. Lineage: Eukaryota; Metazoa; Arthropoda; Insecta; Diptera; Culicidae. The record is from RefSeq and is a predicted model, not a curated record. Gene Ontology annotation, molecular function: metalloendopeptidase activity. The coding region runs from base 1 to 1374 and encodes 457 amino acids. The transcript has 2 exons.
AUGUGGGACGUAUCGGAGAAAACAUUGUAUUCCAUGAUAGUGUUUCUGUUUUUAGAAUCACUUCUAGAGCUGUACCUAACGAUGCGGCAGAUUCGCGUUUACAAGCAAAGCAAGAGCGUACCGAAAGAGCUCCAGCACGUCAUGAACAACGAUACAUUCGAGAAGGCUCGCGUGUACGGACUGGACAAAGCUUACUAUAGUAUCUUCAAGAUGAUUGUCUGUGAUAUCUGGAUUACGCAGCUAGAGCUGGUCUACGGCUUUAUGGCUCUCGUAUGGGCUCGUUCGGUCGAAAUCUCUGCCACUAUUGGAUUAAAUCCCAAAAGUGAAAUUCACGUGGGAUGCCUUUUUGCGCUACUGCUGAACAUAAUCGGGAUGCUGAAGGAAAUGCCGUUCAAAAUUUACAGCACCUUUGUUCUGGAAGAAAAGCACGGUUUCAACAAGCAGACAGCGGGAUUUUUCGUCAAGGAUCAAAUCAAGGGCUUUUUAGUUGGCCAAGCGUUAACCAUACCUGUAGCGGCUGUGUUUAUCUACAUCGUUCAAAUUGGAGGUCAAUAUUUCUUCGUCUGGCUGUGGGUGUUUGUGGCUGCCGUUUCCCUGGUGCUCAUUACCAUUUAUCCCGUGUACAUUGCACCCAUUUUCGACAAAUUCCGUCCGUUGGAAGAGGGAGAAUUGAAGCAGAGUAUACACGAGCUGGCAACCAGCGUGAAGUUUCCUCUGGGACAGCUGUUUGUCGUGGAGGGUUCGAAGCGUUCGGCGCACAGCAAUGCUUACUUUACUGGACUGUUUGGCGUGAAACGAAUCGUGCUUUUUGAUACGCUGCUAGUCAACAAAGGGUUGCCGGAGGAUGAUCCUUCGCUCACGGAAAGCGAUAAGGGUAAAGGAUGCAAGAACGAGGAAGUGUUGGCCGUGCUGGCGCAUGAGCUUGGCCACUGGAAGCUGGGACACGUUGCCAAAAACAUUAUUAUUGUGCAGAUACAAUUGUUUUUGAUUUUCCUUGCCUUUUCGCAACUUUUCACGUACGGUCCGUUGUACGAGGCGAUCGGUUUGCCUGUGGGCGAGAAACCUAUCCUGAUCGGGUUUAUGAUUAUUGUAAUGUACGUGUUAGCACCGUACAAUACAUUGAUCUCGUGCGUUAUGACUGUACUAUCUAGACGAUUCGAGUAUCAGGCCGAUGCGUUCGCCCAACAGCUUGGAUAUGCGAAAGAUUUGGGUAAUGCGUUGAUCAAACUGCAACUGGACAAUCUAGGAUUUCCCGUGUAUGAUUGGAUGUACUCGGGGUGGUAUCAUUCCCAUCCGACCGUUUUGCAGCGCCUUGAUAGGUUGAAAUCGCUCUGCCAAGGAAAGGAACAAACGUACAAACCGAAAUCCCAAUAA